AUGGGUGACCAUGCGUUCUUGAAGGUUUCACCUAUGAAAGGUGUGGUGAGAUUUGGCAAGAAGGGAAAACCAGCACCAACGUAUGUUGGACCCUUUGAGAUUCUGGAUAGGGUUGGAAACUUGGCAUAUCUUCUUGCUUUAUCUGUUAGCAUGUCUGAAGUACACACUGUCUUCCCUGUGUCUAUGUUGAGGGAGUAUAUUCAAGACGAGUCCCACGUGGUCAAUCAUGAAAGUGAUUUAAUGCCUGCUGAGAUUGUUGAUUGUGCUAUUCUGGUUAUCUCUGAUAAGGGAAAUUUGGGUUUUGCUAAAAGUGGAGAUGAGAAACUCACAUGGUUUAGUAAUGGAGGUUUUGUUUUUGAUGAUGUUAUUGUUUAUAAGUGUCAGCCAUAUGUGGUGGAUAGCUUGGGUUAUGUUUUUAGGAUUGAUGUGUCUUCAGAAGUGAUGGUGAAGAUUUCGUCGAAAGUGAUUGGUUUUGGUGGGAGGAAGCAUUUGGUAGAGUCUUGUGGAGAGCUUUUAUGUGGUCGAUAUGUUUGCAAGUUGGAACUGUUGAAUGGAGAGUUGGGCAGAUGGGUUGAAGUGAAGAGCUUGGGUGAUCGAGCGUUUUUCUUGGCUAUGGAUUGCUGUUUCUCUGUUUCGGCCCAAGAAUUGGCUGGGUGCAAAGGGAAUUGCAUUUACUUCUCAGAUGAAAACAAUGUUAAUCUUGCUCUUAGAGAAGUAACUAGACCAGAGAGUUUCAUGUUCUACUUAGAGGACCAUAGCAUUCAGAAGUUGGGAUCUUCCCCAGGCGGUUCCCAGAUAUUUUGGCCACCUCCAAUUGAGCUCGGCUCCACAUGUUUGUAUUCUCUGGAUUGA
This is a messenger RNA of Rosa rugosa (rugosa rose), 852 nucleotides long. RefSeq names its product probable F-box protein At1g44080. The record is from RefSeq and is a predicted model, not a curated record. The transcript is spliced from 3 exons. The coding region runs from base 1 to 852 and encodes 283 amino acids. Lineage: Eukaryota; Viridiplantae; Streptophyta; Magnoliopsida; Rosales; Rosaceae.